GACCUUUCAAAAUUCAAAACUAGUCCCCUCUCUCUCUCUCUCUCUCUCUCUCUCUCUCUCUUUCUCUCUCUCUCUCUCUAUUCCAUUCAAAAACAGGGGAAAAAAAAUUAUAUUUCUCCAUCUGCUUCAGGGUUAUAUUUCGCGAAUUGAAUCAUUUAAAGCGAGAUGGACAAUGCAGAGUGUGUGAGAGUUGCCGUUAACAUUCGGCCUCUGAUUACCUCCGAGCUUCUCAUUGGUUGUACAGAUUGCAUCACUGUUGUACCAGGGGAGCCUCAGGUUCAAAUUGGAUCCCACGCUUUUACUUAUGAUUAUGUCUAUGGAGGCACGGGAUCAUCGUCCUCUUCAAUAUAUGAUGAUUGUGUUGCUCCACUGGUGGAUGCACUCUUUCUUGGUUAUAAUGCCACAGUUCUUGCCUACGGCCAGACGGGAUCAGGAAAAACAUAUACCAUGGGAACAAAUUACACCGGUGAAGGUAAUAAUGAUGGAAUUAUCCCUAAAGUAAUGGAAAACAUAUUCCAAAGAGUUGAGAUGAUUAAAGAUUCCACAGAGUUUUUGAUUAGAGUAUCAUUUAUUGAGAUAUUCAAGGAAGAGGUUUUUGAUUUGCUUGACCCAAAUUCAGCCCUUCUCUCAAAAGGAGAAGGGGCAAAUGCAGUGAAACCAGCAGUGCCUACAAGGGUUCCAAUUCAAAUUAGAGAAACAGUGAAUGGAGGGAUAACCCUUGCAGGAGUGACUGAAGCAGAAGUUAGAACCAAGGAAGAGAUGGCAUCAUAUUUAUCACGUGGUUCAUUGUCUCGUGCCACUGGGAGUACUAAUAUGAAUAGUCAAUCGAGUCGUUCGCAUGCUAUUUUUACUAUUACAAUGGAGCAAAAGAAAAUUGCUCAUUCAAAUGAAGUAAAUAAUGAUGAAUUUGGAGAUGACAUCUUAUCUGCGAAACUGCAUUUGGUAGACCUUGCUGGUUCUGAGCGAGCAAAGCGAACGGGUGCAGAUGGGAUGCGUUUCAAAGAAGGCAUUCAUAUCAAUAAGGGCUUAUUAGCUCUUGGCAAUGUAAUUAGUGCCUUGGGAGAUGAGAAGAAACGAAAAGAAGGAGGCCAUGUUCCUUAUCGUGACAGCAAGCUGACUCGUUUGUUGCAAGAUUCUUUGGGAGGAAACAGCAAAACAGUGAUGAUUGCAUGUGUUAGUCCUGCUGACACAAACGCUGAAGAAACGUUGAACACAUUAAAAUAUGCAAAUCGUGCCCGCAACAUUCAAAAUAAAGCAAUAGUGAACCGAGAUCCAUUGGCAGCUCAAAUUCAAAGAAUGAGGAGCCAAAUUGAUCAGUUGCAGGCUGAAUUGGUGUUCUAUCGUGGUGAUGCAAGUGCUCCAUUUGAUGAACUUCAGAUUCUUAAACAUAAAGUAUCCUUGCUUGAAGCAAGCAAUGCAGAAUUGCAACGAGAGCUUCAAGCUCGUAGAAUCACUUGUGAGCACUUGACACAAAAUGCUGUUGAUGCUCAGGUUGAAAAAGACAAAUUGCUAAUGCAAAUUGAAUUAGCUCGUAAUGGUAAAUCUUGGGAUGAGAUUGAAUCCAAUUCAAAUCAGGAUUUUGAUUUGAUGAAAACUUAUGUUUCAAAAAUUCAAGAAUUAGAAGGGGAGUUAUUGCGCUUGAAAAACUUGUCUAACUCUAAGCAUAGUCGAUUUGUUGAUUGUGUUGACUCGGAUGAUGAUGGUUUUCAUUGUAAAAAUGCUUCCAUUCCAUCACUAAAUGGGCUUUCCUCCAACUCUGAUUCAAAAACCGUGGACAUUUCGGAAGAGGUUGAAGAUGAGGAAAAGGAGCUUGAACAUUCCUCUCUUCAAGAAAAACUGGACAGGGAGCUAAAAGAACUGGAUAAAAAGCUUGAACAAAAGGAGGCUGAAAUGAAGAGUUUUACAAGUGUUGAUACUUCUGUUCUUAAACAACAUUAUGAGAGGAAAGUUCAUGAAUUAGAACAAGAAAAGAGGGCUUUACAGAAAGAGAUUGAGGAUUUGAGAUACAAUCUUGCAAAUAUCUCUUCUACUUCAGAUGAUGGUGCUCAAAAAUUGAAAGAAGAUUAUCUGCAAAAGUUGACUUUCCUCGAGGCACAGGUUGCAGAGUUAAAAAAGAAACAAGAUGCUCAGGCUCAAUUAUUGAGACAAAAACAAAAAAGUGAUGAAGCAGCAAAACGACUUAAUGAUGAAAUUCAGAGAAUCAAGACUCAGAAGGUUCAAUUACAACAAAAGAUCAAGCAAGAGUCUGAGCAGUUUAGGUUAUGGAAGGCAUCACGUGAAAAAGAAGUUCUUCAGCUAAAGAAAGAGGGAAGGAGGAAUGAGUAUGAGAUGCACAAGCUGUUAGCUUUGAAUCAGAGACAGAAAAUGGUCCUGCAAAGAAAGACAGAAGAAGCCUCUAUGGCCACUAAGAGGCUAAAGGAACUUCUAGAAUCUAGAAAGGCUUCCUCACGUGAAACAUAUAGUGCUGGAAAUGGCAAUGGUCUUGGAAUUCAGGCUAUGAUGCAAUCAAUUGAGCAUGAGCUUGAAGUCACAGUGCGAGUACAUGAAGUGCGUUCUGAGUACGAGCGUCAAAUGGAAGAGAGGGCAAGAAUGGCCAAGGAGGUAGCAAAAUUGAAAGAGGAAGCACAAUUACUCAAACUUACUAAUUUAAGUGAUAGCCCAUCGGCAAUGUCACCUGGUGCAAGAAAUUCCCGGAUUUUUGCGUUGGAAAACAUGCUUGCUACUUCUUCAAGCUCCCUGGUUUCCAUGGCAUCACAAUUGUCAGAAGCUGAAGAGCGUGAACGGAGCUUUAGUGGCAAGGGUCGUUGGAACCAAGUUAGAUCUCUAGCUGAUGCUAAAAAUGUGAUGAAUUAUCUGUUCAAUUUAGCAUCAUCCUCUAGGUGCCAAUUGCGGGAUAAAGAAGUUGAAUGCAGAGAUAAGGACAGUAAAAUAAUAGAUCUAAAGGAAAAAAUAGUGAAACUAAAUAGUUUGGCUAGGCAUCUGGAAAUGCAGAAGGCAGAACUGAUUCAUCAGGUGAAGUCACAGAAUUCAGCAUUGAAGAAAUAUUCCUUGAGAGGCCAAAUGGAUUCGGCAGAAAUAGACCUCAGCAGAGCACACAAAUAUGAAUUGCGCAAGCAGGCACAUAGAAGCUCCGUUAUUUUAUUGGAGGAUAUGGAUACAUCUGAAUCAGAACAUUCAGAUGUAGACAAUGCAGAUGAUGAAUGGGUGCAGUCAGAUGUGGAUAUGGCAGAUGAUGAAUCUGCAAGGCCGAUGAAACGGCGGGCUAGGAACAGAAUUUCCAAGAGUGGAGACAAUCAAAAUGUGGGAGAUAACAAUGAUCCAGAAAACUCCAAAUUGGAUUCUUCUGGUGAGGGAUUCAAUGUUGCUAUGGAAAAAACUACAUCUUGGGUAUGUUGCACCUGUAGUAAGUAUUCUUCAUGCAAGACAAUAAAGUGUCAAUGCCGAGCUGCUAAGGGCAAUUGUGGCGCAUCCUGCGGUUGUAUCGCAAGCAAAUGCUCCAAUAGAGAUGGUACAGUGUUCAAGUCUGAUGAUUUGGCACAAGCAGAGAUGUCUGAAUGUGAUGGAACUGGUUCAGGCUCUGAUGAAAUUGAGAAGAAUCGUGAUCUUGCUUCUCAUGGUGCAAUGCUGCUUCAGAGUGCAUUGAUUGAGAAGCCUGCUGAGACAAAUGAUGAUGGUGUGGUCAGAAGGAAGCCUUUGUCAGACAUAGGGAAUACGGUGGCCAAUUCUAAUGCUCCAAAGCCUGCCCAGAGAAAGAAAUGGCGCAAAUCAGUAAUUCAGCUUGUUCCUACUGCUCCCUCCACACAAUCAGGAAAAGCAGAAGCCCCUCAAAAGGUAGAUAAUAGUACAGGUGAAUCAGACAUGUGUCUGCCUUCCAAGUUACCCAGAGCUAUGCUCUCUGAUGCAUCUAACAAUGCAAAGCCAGAUAAUAAUAACAGUGCAACGGAGGCAGAUGUGCUUCUGAAGUUACCAAGGGCUAUGCGAUUGGCUACAUCACAUAGCAACUCCCUCUUGAGAGAAAGGAAUGCUGAUCAAUCAAAUGAACCAGUAAAUAAGGAAGCCAGUGUUCAUCCUUCAAGAAGUCCUGCCCGGCCGCCAAGAACAUCAGAGGAGAAAGAGAACUAUGGCCGCUGACUCUGAAAUCUAUUAUUUCCUCACCAUCAACAGUUCUUUACAGUUAAACCCACAAUUAAGUACUCUUGUUUCAGCGUAUUUGUUGGGGCACUAAAGUAUGAUUAACCCUUGAUUAUGUACUUUGAUCCUGUGUUAAUGAAAAAAAAAUGUAAUAUGGAUUUCUUUCUAGAAAUCCAAGACGGGUUUAGAUUAGGGUUUUUUUUCCCCUUCAUUCUUUACUACUCUCCCAUCACGUGGUUUAGACUCGUCAUUGGUGUUUUUGUACUCUAUUAUCAAUCGUACAUCAGAUUUAUUGCUUGGUACCGUUC
This is a messenger RNA of Hevea brasiliensis (rubber tree), 4439 nucleotides long. Its product is annotated as kinesin-like protein KIN-4C. The coding region runs from base 166 to 4131 and encodes 1321 amino acids. The transcript is spliced from 28 exons. The record is from RefSeq and is a predicted model, not a curated record. Gene Ontology annotation, molecular function: microtubule motor activity; microtubule binding; ATP binding. Gene Ontology annotation, biological process: mitotic spindle organization; microtubule-based movement. Lineage: Eukaryota; Viridiplantae; Streptophyta; Magnoliopsida; Malpighiales; Euphorbiaceae.